Messenger RNA from Leucoraja erinaceus (little skate), 4042 nucleotides. Its product is annotated as myosin heavy chain, cardiac muscle isoform-like. The transcript is spliced from 25 exons. NCBI's taxonomy places the organism in Eukaryota, Metazoa, Chordata, Chondrichthyes, Rajiformes, Rajidae. Gene Ontology annotation, molecular function: ATP binding; protein binding; cytoskeletal motor activity. Gene Ontology annotation, cellular component: myosin complex. Bases 118 to 3939 code for a protein of 1273 amino acids. The record is from RefSeq and is a predicted model, not a curated record.
UUUUCUGCUUUUAUUCUAGCCCAGGAGCAGAGCAAGUCAGGAACCAAGGAAAAGCGGAAGAAAGCUGCCUCUUUCCAGACUGUGUCCCAAUUGCAUAAAGAAAACCUCAACAAGCUGAUGGCUAACUUGCGAUCAACACAGCCUCACUUUGUGCGUUGUAUUAUUCCCAAUGAAACCAAAAUUCCAGGUUCAAUGGACCCAUUUUUGGUCCUCCACCAACUUCGUUGUAAUGGUGUGCUGGAGGGAAUCCGUAUUUGCCGUAAAGGUUAUCCAAACAGAGUAUUUUAUGCCGACUUCAAACAGCGCUACCGUAUUCUCAACCUAAGUGCUGUUCCUGAAGACAAGUUUGUAGACAGUAGAAAAGGAACAGAAAAGUUGUUGGGCUCCCUUGAUAUUGAUCACACUCAGUACAAGUUUGGUCACACAAAGGUGUUCUUCAAAGCUGGCUUGCUGGGUCUCCUGGAGGAAAUGCGAGAUGAGCGUUUGGCAAAGAUCUUGACAAUGAUUCAGGCUCGGAGCCGAGGCAGAUUGAUGAGGAUUGAGUAUCAGAAAAUUAUCGAGAGACGAGAUGCUUUGCUUGUUAUCCAGUGGAACAUUCGUGCUUUCAAUGCAGUGAAGAAUUGGUCCUGGAUGAAACUCUUCUUUAAAAUUAAGCCUCUGUUGAAGAGUGCUGAGACUGAGAAAGAGAUGGCAACAAUGAAAGAGGAGUUCCUGAAACUGAAGGAAGCUCUGGUAAAGUCAGAGGCAAAGCGCAAGGAACUGGAGGAAAAGCAAGUUACCUUGAUACAGGAGAAGAACGACCUGUCACUUCAGCUGCAGGCGGAACAAGAUACUCUUGCAGAUGCAGCAGAAAGAUGUGAUCUACUGAUCAAAGCAAAAAUUCAACUGGAAGCUAAAUCAAAGGAACUAACAGAACGAUUGGAUGAUGAAGAGGAAAUGAAUGCCGAGAUUACUGCAAAGAAACGCAAAUUGGAGGAUGAAUGUACAGAACUAAAGAAAGAUAUAGAUGACCUUGAGAUUACUCUGGCCAAGGUUGAAAAGGAGAAACAUGCAACAGAAAAUAAGGUUAAGAAUCUCACAGAAGAAAUGGCAUCUCUAGAUGAAACUAUUGUUAAACUCACAAAGGAGAAGAAGGCUCUCCAGGAAGCUCAUCAACAAACCCUAGAGGACCUCCAGGCUGAGGAGGAUAAAGUCAACACACUAACUAAAGCCAAGGCUAAACUUGAGCAACAGGUUGAUGAUCUUGAAGGAUCAUUGGAACAAGAGAAAAAAGUCAGGAUGGACCUUGAGCGAGCAAAGCGGAAACUGGAGGGAGACCUGAAGCUAACACACGAGAGUGUCAUGGAUCUGGAGAAUGAUAAACAGCAGCUUGAGGAAAGGCUAAAGAAGAAGGAUUUUGAAAUAAAUCAGCUAACCUCAAAGAUUGAAGAUGAAGGAGCCCUUGUUAUGCAACUCCAGAAGAAAAUUAAAGAAUUGCAGGCUCGAAUCGAGGAACUGGAGGAGGAGUUGGAGGCAGAACGAGCUGCAAGGGCAAAGAUAGAAAAGCAAAGGUCUGAUGUGGCCCGUGAACUGGAAGAAUUGAGUGAAAGGCUAGAGGAAGCAGGAGGAGCGACUUCAGCACAGUUGGAGAUGAACAAGAAACGUGAAGCUGCAUUUCUGAAACUGCGACGGGACCUGGAGGAGGCGACUUUGCAGCACGAGGCCACGAGCUCUGUCUUGCGAAAGAAACAUGCCGACAGUGUGGCAGAACUCAGCGAGCAGAUUGAUAACCUACAAAGAGUUAAACAGAAAUUAGAGAAAGAGAAGAGUGAACUCAAAAUGGAGACAGAUGAUUUAGGUUCCAACAUUGAACAUGUAACAAAAGCUAAGGCCAAUGCAGAGAAGAUGUGCAGAACGUAUGAGGAUCAAUUGCAUGAAGCAAAUAAUAAAGUUGGUGAACUUCAGCGACAUGUGGCUGAUCAUGCUUCACACAGGGCUAAGCUGGAGAGUCAGAAUGGAGAGUUCAGCAGACAAAUGGAAGAAAAGGAAGCUUUGAUUAACCAGCUGAGCCGGGGAAAAAUAUCAUUCUCACAGGGAAUUGAAGAGUUGAAAAGACAGCUGGAAGAGGAGAACAAAAGCAAGAAUGCCCUGGCUCAUGCCCUGCAUGCCUCCCGCCAUGAUUGUGACCUUCUGAGAGAACAGUAUGAAGAGGAGCAGGAGGGAAGGGCUGAACUGCAGCGAGCAUUGUCCAAGGCUAAUUCUGAGGUGGCGCAAUGGAGAACUAAAUAUGAAACUGAUGCGAUCCAGAGAACAGAGGAGCUGGAGGAAGCAAAGAAGAAGUUGGCCAUCCGUCUACAAGAAGCUGAGGAAGCGGUGGAAGCAAUAAAUGCAAAGUGCUCCUCACUGGAUAAGACUAAGCAUCGUUUGCAGACAGAAAUGGAAGACUUAACGAUUGAUUUGGAGAGAGCAAACUCUGCUGCCAUUGCUUUUGACAAGAAGCAACGCAACUUUGACAAAAUGAUUGCUGACUGGAAGCAGAAGUUUGAGGAGACACAGUCCGAGCUGGAGAUAUCACAAAAGGAGUCACGUAGUCUGAGUACAGAGCUCUUUAAACUCAAAAAUGCCUACGAGGAGUCCCUAGAUCAUCUGGAGACCCUCAAACGAGAGAAUAAGAAUCUUCAAGAUGAGAUCUCGGACUUGACUGACCAGAUCAGUGAAGGCAGCAAGUGCAUACACGAGUUGGAGAAGUUGAAGAAGAACCUAGAACAGGAGAAGAGCGAGGUCCAGGGAGCACUGGCCGAGGCUGAGGGUGCCCUUGAACAUGAGGAAAGCAAAACUAUGAGGAUCCAACUGGAACUGUCACAAACCAAAGCAGAACUAGAGCGGAAACUGGCAGAAAAGGAUGAAGAGAUUGAAUGUUUAAGACGUAACCACCAGCGAGCCCUGGAAUCCAUGCAGUCAGCUCUGGAUUCUGAGGCCAAGGCAAGAAAUGAGGCGCUGAGGUUGAAGAAGAAGAUGGAAGGAGAUCUGAAUGAGCUGGAAAUCCAGCUGAGCCAUGCCAACAGGCAGGCAGCCGAAUCCCUGAAGAUGCUGCGAAUUGUCCAAGCUCAGAUCAAGGAUAUCCAACUGGAACUGGAUGAAACAAGUCGACAGAACGAUGAUUACAAAGAGCAACUGGCAGUUGCUGAACGCCACAGUAAUCUGUUGCUGGCAGAGGUUGGGGAACUACGGGCGGCUCUGGAACAGUCCGAGAGAAGUCGGAAACUAGCAGAGCAUGAACUACUGGAGGCAACAGAGAGAGUGAACCUGCUGCACUCACAGAACACUGGUCUGAUAAACCAGAGGAAGAAGCUGGAAACUGACAUUACCUAUCUGAGUACUGAGGUAGAAGAAGCAGUACAAGAGUGUCGGAAUGCAGAAGAGAAAGCUAAGAAGGCAAUAACCGAUGCUGCAAUGAUGGCAGAGGAACUGAAGAAGGAACAGGACACCAGUGCACACCUGGAAAGGAUGAAAAAGAACAUGGAACAGACAACAAAAGAUUUACAGCUACGUCUGAAUGAAGCUGAACAGAUUGCACUUAAAGGAGGCAAGAAACAAAUACUGAAGCUCGAGACCAGAGCGAGGGAACUGGAGUCUGAGCUGGAGUCCGAACAGAGGAAAAAUUCAGAGUCAUUGAAAGGCCUGCGGAAGUACGAGCGGAGGAUCAAAGAACUGUCCUACCAGGGUGAGGAGGACAGGAAGAACAUUGUUUGUAUGCAAGACCUCAUUGAUAAACUGCAGCUGAAGGUCAAGAGCUACAAGCGCCAGGCAGAGGAUGCGGAGGGAAACUCCAGCACAAACAUCUCCAAGUUCAGGACCCUGCAGCGUGAACUGGAUGAUGCCGAGGAGCGGGCUGAGAUUGCAGAAUCCCAGGUCAACAAGCUGAGAGUAAAAACCAGGGACAUCAAGCAUGAAGAGUGAAAGACCUCGAGGAUCAUCCGACUCUGCAACCUCUGUUCUUUUGUUUCUAUGUAGAGUUAGUACUCCAAAUCCUGUGUGAAUAAAGCAAAUUGUGACAACUUCA